Messenger RNA from Eupeodes corollae, 1120 nucleotides. RefSeq names its product transcription factor MafK (gene maf-S). The transcript is spliced from 2 exons. Gene Ontology annotation, molecular function: RNA polymerase II cis-regulatory region sequence-specific DNA binding; DNA-binding transcription factor activity, RNA polymerase II-specific. NCBI's taxonomy places the organism in Eukaryota, Metazoa, Arthropoda, Insecta, Diptera, Syrphidae. Bases 170 to 613 code for a protein of 147 amino acids. Gene Ontology annotation, cellular component: nucleus. The record is from RefSeq and is a predicted model, not a curated record. Gene Ontology annotation, biological process: regulation of transcription by RNA polymerase II.
CGUAAUUUGUUGUUAUACUUCAACUUCAUCUCAAGCACCUCCUUAUCCUUAUCUUAUCAUAAAAUAAAAUACUACGGAAUUGAAAAAAUAUAUUUUUCAUUACAAAACGUUUAGCAAAAUCAAAGAAAGACUUUUCAAGUUAAUACAUAAAAUAUCUGCCACUAAAAUAAUGGCUAUGACAUACCAAUAUCAACAAGGAGCAGAAGAAUUUCGGCCACCUCCGCCAUUAUUGGUAACAAAAGUUAAUCCUCCCAUGUCACCAUGCCCCAUUCCAGACAUAUCCGAUGACCAAUUGGUCUCGAUUUCGGUGCGAGAUCUGAAUCGAAUGCUGAAAAUGCGUGGCCUUACACGAGAGGAAAUUGUUCGGAUGAAACAGCGGCGCAGAACGUUAAAGAACCGUGGAUAUGCUGCAAGUUGCCGCAUUAAACGAAUCGAACAGAAAGAUACUCUGGAAUCGGAGAAAACGACUGAAUGGCAGGAGCUCGAACGUUUGCAUAUGGACAACGAAAAUUGUAAUCGGGAAAUUAUGGAUUGGAGAAACAAAUACUACUCACUUCUGCAAUUCGCUGCUCAACACAACAUUCCUGUUCCUAUAGAGCUUCAGACUUGCUAAGAUUAUUAUUUUCUAUUAUUUGUUAUUUUAUUUUUAUUCCAAUAGAACUAAGGAGAAUGUGUAAGAAACUUUUUGUGUGAUUAGUUGUUGUGUGUUUGGUGGCUUGGAAUUUUGUCAUAGAUUUAAUUUUGUGUUUAUUUUUUUAGGCAAAACCUAAAAGUGGUAUGAAAAGUUCCGAGGUGCCAAACAGACUGAUUAGUUUAUUAUUUAGGUUUUAUUUUGUUGCCCCUAAGAUUAUUUUAAGUCAACUGAAAGUUUACGUAUACAAAAUUUGGUAAGAAUGGGAUGUUUCCAUGGAGUUUUGUGUCUAUAAGAGCUGGGCUAAGAUGGCAUGAGUGGAUUAGAGACUAGCUCUUUAGAUGCAAGGAACACCUUUUUUGCUAAAUGCCAGGAACUGCGUAUAUAAAUAGUACAAUUUUUGUGAAAUUAAGCAUUAAAUAUAAUACAUACCUAUAUACAAACAUAAAUAAAUAAAAGCCUAGAAGUACUUACAGCUUAAACAAACAA